Messenger RNA from Ilex paraguariensis (yerba mate), 840 nucleotides. The record is from the annotation of a GenBank genome assembly. NCBI's taxonomy places the organism in Eukaryota, Viridiplantae, Streptophyta, Magnoliopsida, Aquifoliales, Aquifoliaceae.
AAGCACACACUUUCGUCAAAGUCGUACACACACCAGUGAGUGAGAGAGAAAUGGUGAAUCCUAAGGUUUUCUUCGAUAUGGCGAUCGGCGGUGCACCGGCCGGCCGUAUCGUGAUGGAGCUCUACGCCGAUGUUGUUCCGAGAACGGCCGAGAACUUCCGUGCCCUUUGCACCGGGGAGAAAGGUGUUGGAAAAGCCGGCAAGCCUCUACACUACAAGGGAUCGAAAUUCCACCGUGUGAUCCCUGAUUUCAUGUGCCAGGGAGGUGACUUCACCGCCGGAAAUGGCACCGGCGGCGAGUCGAUCUAUGGAUCGAAGUUCGCUGAUGAGAACUUCAUCAAGAAGCACACCGGUCCUGGUGUGUUAUCCAUGGCCAAUGCUGGUCCUGGAACUAAUGGAUCGCAGUUCUUCAUAUGUACCGCUCAAACCUCGUGGCUCGAUGGGAAGCAUGUGGUGUUUGGACAAGUUGUGGAGGGACUGGACGUGGUGAAGGCGAUCGAGAAGGUUGGAUCGAGAUCUGGAAGUACUUCCAAAACUGUGACCGUCGCUGACUGUGGUCAACUUUCCUAGAUCUGAGAUCUGGUCUAUAUAUUGAGUGUGUUAUCUAUCUUUAUCUGCUUCGUUUCUGAACACUUGUGAACUUAUUUAGGGUUUCCAGUAUCGUACUCUUUUAUUCAGUGUUGGGUUUUGACUGUGGUGGUGCUUUAGCUGUUCGGAUUGUUCUAUGGUGACUUUUAUGUAUAACCAUAAUUGAUCUACCAUUAAAUAAAAGAACUCGAUUACUGAAUAGAUUUCUGUUAUAAAUAAGCGGAUCCUAAUUUUUUGUAAGCUUUUUACUCUU